AUGGAGAGACUUCAGAGAUUAAUGAUGAACCAGAGAGCUGGAAUUAUGGGUGGUGCAGCGGCGGCUGAAACCCCUAUGGACGAUACUAAAGAGACGGUAUAUAUCUCGUCGCUGGCGCUACUGAAGAUGCUCAAGCAUGGUCGUAUGGGUGUUCCAAUGGAAGUGAUGGGUCUUAUGCUCGGUGAGUUUGUAGACGAUUAUACCGUCAAUGUGGUGGAUGUGUUCGCAAUGCCUCAGUCCGGGACAGGUGUUUCUGUAGAGGCUGUGGACGACGUUUUUCAAGCAAAGAUGAUGGACAUGCUGAAGCAAACUGGCAGAGAUCAAAUGGUUGUUGGCUGGUACCACUCGCAUCCUGGUUUCGGGUGCUGGCUCUCGUCGGUCGAUGUAAACACACAAAAGUCGUUCGAACAACUCAAUAGCCGAGCCGUAGCAGUUGUUGUGGAUCCUAUACAGUCGGUAAAAGGAAAGGUCGUGGUUGAUGCGUUCAGACUGAUCGACACGAACAUGAUAAUGAGAAACCAAGAACCCAGACAGACUACUUCCAAUGCCGGGUUAUUAAACAAGGCCAACAUUCAAGCAUUGAUUCACGGGCUGAACAGGCACUAUUACUCUUUGAAUAUUGACUAUAAUAAGACAAGCGCAGAAACCAAUAUGCUUUUGAAUCUGCACAAAGAGCAGUGGCAAUCAGGACUCAAGAUGCACGAUUACCAGGAAAAGGAGCACCACAACUUGCAAGCGACCCAGAAAAUGUUGAAGAUUGCGGAACUGUACUCUAAGAGAAUAGAAGAAGAAAAAGAUUUAACUGAAGAGGAGUUAAAAACUCGUUACGUUGGUAAGCAAGAUCCAAAGAAACAUCUUUCGGAAACUGCAGAGGCUGUCGUUGAGGAAAAUAUUGUGUCGGUUCUAACGGCAGGUGUCAACUCUGUAGCUAUAAAAUAA
This is a messenger RNA of Lachancea nothofagi CBS 11611, 939 nucleotides long. NCBI's taxonomy places the organism in Eukaryota, Fungi, Ascomycota, Saccharomycetes, Saccharomycetales, Saccharomycetaceae. The record is from the annotation of a GenBank genome assembly.